Molecule: messenger RNA, 935 nt
Organism: Paramecium pentaurelia
Lineage: Eukaryota; Ciliophora; Oligohymenophorea; Peniculida; Parameciidae
Source: the annotation of a GenBank genome assembly
AUGAAAUAGUUUGUUAAACUCUUGAUAAUUUUGGGAGAAUCAGAAAUUGACAUAGAACUUACACGAUAAGAAUUAUGUGCAUAGAGACUAUUCGAACCCUUCACAAGUUUUAAAAGAUUAGAUUAAAACAAUAAAAUUAAGCUUGGAGUUAAGGAAUUUUAUGAAUUUCUAUAAGACAACUAAGAAAUACAUUUAACCAAGUAAUAAUUAGAUACUCUUAUUAAAUAUUUGGAUUAUGAUAAAGAUGGUUAGGUAUCCUAUAAUGAGUAAAUUAUUAAAUCGAAUAUAAAAUAGCUUCAUUAAAACAAUAUUACCAUAAGAACACCCUGAAUUAACUGAAUUGGCUAUGUUAAGAUCUAGCUACUAAAUUGAUAAGAAUGUUCUUUUACCAUCAGAAAUUGAGUCUUUAUUAAAUGAAUUAUUAUUAUGCAUUCUUACAUGGAGAGAUUCCUUUGAAAAAGUUAAAAUAGAAUUGCUAUAGGAAAAUUAUAACAAUUAUUUAGAUUACCUAUUUUAAGGCCAUUAAUAAUUGAGUAUCUAACAGUAAUAGUUUAUUCCUAAAAAGAUUUUAUAAAAUAAUAAAUGAUAUAUAGCCUGUCAAACAAGAAACUAUUUUAUCAUGUUUUAAAUAUAUAGACUAAAAUAAGACUAGAUUUAUUACUAAAUCUGAUGUUAUUUAAAAUUUAUUAGGGAUUCCAUUUGAACAAUUCGUACUAUAGCAAUAAAAGUAAUUAUAAGAUAAUAAAUUUUCAUCAUACAAUCUAUCUCCCAGACAAACUUAUUUAUAAAUUUCUCCUAGAUUUACAUAAUUACCAAAAAAUGAGAGAACCAUUAGUAAUAUUGAAAAUAUAUUAUCAUUGUCAACAUCAAAUAAGAAUAGAAAUGGAAAGAUAAUAUCAUUUAAAUCACAUACUUAAUUACCCUAACUAAAUUGA